UUACAAGAUUAUAUUAAUUCUGCUUCUCAUGGUGUAAUAUUUUUUUCUUUUGGUUCAAUCGUGAACCUAUCAAAUUUACCAAAAGAAAAAUUGGAUAGUAUCCUUAAUGUCAUCAGUCGUUUAAAACAAAAAGUAAUUAUAAAAUGGGUGCCAGAUAAAAGUAUAAAAUUACCUCAUAAUGUUAAGGUCGGUUCGUGGUUGCCUCAGAAUGAUAUUUUGGCUCAUUCAAAUGUAAAACUUUUUAUUACUCACGGAGGUUUGCACAGUAUCGAGGAAGCUGUUUACAACGGAAAACCAGUGAUUGGCAUACCAUUUUUUGCUGACCAACUAUCCAAUAUGAGACAUGUCGAGAAAAACGGUUAUGGAAAGUUGAUAACUUAUAAUAAACUAACCGAAGAAUCAUUUGAAAAUGCAGUCGAAGAAGUGUUAACAAAUCCGACGUUUAAGGAUAAAUCAACGAUCCAGAGUAAAGUAUACAAAGAUCAACCGAUGACACCUUUAGAUCGCGCUAUAUACUGGAUAGAGUACGUAAUUCGGAACGAUGGAGCUAAAUAUCUAAAGAGUAGUUCAAUAGGACUGAACACUGCGCAGUACUUUUUGUUUGAUGUCUCAUUAUUUUUAUUAUCACUUACAAUAGUUAUUGGUUGGUUGGGUUAUCGUGGAAUCGUUAAAAUUUCAUCAAAAUGUAUAGAAAAUUAAAUUUAAAAAAUUAUUAUU
This is a messenger RNA of Melanaphis sacchari, 717 nucleotides long. RefSeq names its product 2-hydroxyacylsphingosine 1-beta-galactosyltransferase-like. The record is from RefSeq and is a predicted model, not a curated record. Lineage: Eukaryota; Metazoa; Arthropoda; Insecta; Hemiptera; Aphididae. Gene Ontology annotation, molecular function: UDP-glycosyltransferase activity.